Arachis duranensis is the source of this 1792-nucleotide messenger RNA. RefSeq lists its product as uncharacterized. The record is from RefSeq and is a predicted model, not a curated record. The coding region runs from base 288 to 1601 and encodes 437 amino acids. Lineage: Eukaryota; Viridiplantae; Streptophyta; Magnoliopsida; Fabales; Fabaceae. The transcript has 5 exons.
AGUGUCACAGGGUCACCCUCUUACUUAAACUCCGUUAUAACGGUGGCAAACGCCGUCACAUACUUCUUCCGUACACCACUCAGAACAACACGAAGACGAAGCCCCAAAUAUCAACACUUCACACACCAAAACCCGUUUUUUUUUUUCUUCUCUCUUCUCCGAAGCUCACAUUUUUUUUUUUAAGAAAUUUCAUUUGAAGAGGAGAGUAAGUAGGGUUACAAUUUCUUGUUGGAAAAUUGAGCUGGCUUCUGAUUUUCUCUGUAAUUUUCCUGCGCUUAGCAGUUAUCAUGGGAUCAGCUUGUUGUGUUGCUGCAAAGGAUCAUACACUUUCCAACAGAGGUGCAGGUGAAAGUUUACAUAGAAAUGUUGUAUGUUCGCCUUCGUGGAGCUUUCGAUGGGAUAGUUGGGGCCAUGUUGCUGGUGAAAUUGAGGAUCCUUCCUUUCACACGUCACGCAGAGUUAGCAGAAAUAUCAGCAUGGAGCUCAAAGGGUCACUAAGUUCUGAAAGAGGCAAUUUAUCUGAUGGGGGAAGCACCCUGGAGAAUUCUGUAACACCUAUUUCUCAGAAGUCCCCUGUGCAUGAGCGACUGGUCGCAAAUCAGAUGACCCCAUCUUCAAAUCUUUCCUUGUCAAGCAAUUGCUCUACAGUGGUGAAAAAUUUGGCAGAAUCACCGGAAAUUGCAGAAUCUUCAAUGCCAAAUGUUUCAUAUUCAAUACCUUCAGUUUUCUCAACACCUACAACCGAUCCAUUGCCUAAUCAUAAUGAUCACAAUCUACCUAAUUCAAUGCCAUCGAGAUGGGCUCAUAGAUCUCCAGGACACCCCCUUUUGAGACAAAUAUCUGACAGCCGAAUUCUGGGUCUGAAAUCACCGGACAACUCUAUGUCUGAGGGAAGACCGUCAUUUGUACUCUCCACUUGCAGUAAUGACAUGGCAACUGGAUCCCAAUGUGGGUCAUCUGAUGGCUGGUCUAUGCGAACCUUUUCUGAGCUGGUUGCUUCGUCUCAAAAGGAACGGUGGUCUUUUGAUAGCGAGUAUUUUGGUUCAGGACGUCUUAAGAUAAGUGGAGCUAGUAGUAGGUUCUCGUAUUCACCCUCAAUGGAUUUACAAUCUUGUGGGGCUUGCUCGAGGCUCUUGACCGAGAGAUCUGCAUGGGGUAACCAGAAAUUUUUUACCAGCAGUGAUGUCUCGGUUGUUGCCGUUCUUGUCUGUGGUCAUGUAUAUCAUGCAGACUGCUUGGAAACUAUGACACCGGAGACAGAUAGUUAUGAUCCAGCCUGUCCAAUUUGUAUGGUCGGAGAGAAGCACUUGUCGAAGUUAUCACGAAAAUCAGAGAUGAAGGCCAAGAACCACAAGAUAUCCCGAAACCGGGUUGUUGACAGCUAUCUUGAUGGUGGGUUAGAUGUAUUUGAUCGCCAAAAAGGGGUUGAAUGGGGUGGGAAAGCUUCAAAGAUGGAAGCCAGCUCCAGUACAAGGAGUAACUCAGUUGGAAAACCAUUCUUAAGGCGGCAUUUUUCACUCGGAUCCAAGUGGAGCCGAUCCCUGUCGGAGAAUGAUUCUGCGAGGAAGAAGGGUUUCUGGGCACGGCAUCGUAAAGAUUGAGUUCCCACGGGCAUGUAGUUGUUAGAGGCACACCAGCUCUCUUGAUUAUACUAGCAAGUUAGAAUUCAAUAUUUUGUACUUUAGUUUAGCCUUGCCAAUAAUUUUGUAUUUAUUUCUCGUCACAAAAAAUUCCAACCAGCUUGACGUUGUUCAUAUUUAAUUGUAUGGAAUAUAACGUCCUUUGCCCUUAA